AUGCACCAAAAAAGGAGAUUCAGUUUGUUUCUUCAGUCUAUUUGCUCGGCUUGGCUACAUAACAUAGAAGAGACGAGAGCAUUUGAAAAGCGGGCAAGAUGGACCUUUAUCUUCGUGCUCAGUGUCUGGUCCUUUGCCCGUCAGCUGGAGGUGGAGAUCUCAAGCCGUGCACAUGUGCGCCUGCCUGAGACAUGUUCAGUGUGA
Molecule: messenger RNA, 204 nt
Organism: Purpureocillium lilacinum
Lineage: Eukaryota; Fungi; Ascomycota; Sordariomycetes; Hypocreales; Ophiocordycipitaceae
Source: RefSeq, a predicted model, not a curated record